Molecule: messenger RNA, 876 nt
Organism: Mucor mucedo
Lineage: Eukaryota; Fungi; Mucoromycota; Mucoromycetes; Mucorales; Mucoraceae
Exons: 5
Coding region: 1-876 (291 amino acids)
Source: RefSeq, a predicted model, not a curated record
AUGCUGGCCUCUAAUGCUGUAACCUUAAUGCGAUAUUGGGUUAAUAUAUACAAUCGCGUAGCCACACACCAAAGAUCAACCAUAAAAAUUGUCAAUGCACCCAAAACUGCGAGUGUUAUUUCUAAUGAAAUAUUUGAGAUUUACUCAGCGUUUAGAAACGCAAAUCAUCAAUACACUGUCAACUCAAUUGUUACUUUGGGAAACUAUGCUUCUAGUGCUCAGUUAAAUAUAAGUGAUUUCGUACACCAAGAUGACAACAAUGAACCUGAUGGUGAAGAAAAAGAGGAGGAAAAGAAAGGAGAAGGAGAAGAAGAAGAAGAAAGAGAAGAAGAAGAGAAAAAGAAGAGGAAAAAGAAGAUGACAGAGAUGAUGAUGAAGACAACGCUGAUAAAGCAUUUAAUUUCUACACAACUACCUUCUGAAACUGUUACCAAUAAGGAAGAGCUUGAUAACAGCCUGAUACUGGUUAUUUCAGGCAAGACUGCUUUGUGUGAAAAGAUCAAGAAGAGUGCUACUCCAAAGGCUGUUAGUUUAAACGAAAUUGUAAAAUCACAGAAUGUCCUUACAAGUCAAUGUAGAACCUGCACAGCCAGAAGUCUUAAAGAAGAAGUGGAUUCACCCACCCUCGAUUCCUCAAGCACCACCUUCACCGACGAACCCGAACCUACCAAGGAAGUAUUACACUUUGAUGAAGCACAACAAGAUGAAUUUGAUGACUUUGGCGAGUUUGAUGAUGAUUUUGCCGAUGCAGUGGAUGAUGACGAGUUUGGCGACUUUGAUGAUUUUCGAGCCUACUCCACCUCCACCUCCAGUAACUCCAAAAGCACCGACCGAAGCAGAGCUUUAUGUCCAAGUGCUAGAAGAAAGACCUCAUGA